Messenger RNA from Microthlaspi erraticum, 363 nucleotides. Lineage: Eukaryota; Viridiplantae; Streptophyta; Magnoliopsida; Brassicales; Brassicaceae. The record is from the annotation of a GenBank genome assembly.
AUGAUGAUGGUAUGGUCUCUUCUCUCCGAGCUCCUCGAUCGAGGAUCAAUUGCGCUCCCAAAACUUCCGAGCUCGUUAUCCUCGCCAACGCCUCCGACGUAUCUCACUUUGGCUAUUUCCAGCGAGCGUCAAGGAGUUUGUCGUCUCUGUCGAUUGCACCGUCGCCAGCCUAAACCCUCCUUCCCCGCGCCAAUCCGUUCAGCACGAAGAAAUGGCCUUUGUGCGGUGGGAUUCAUGGACGAUCAUUACCCUGUUCGAAGUGCCUUUUCUCUUCUCAAUGAGGUCCUAGAUGAGUACCAGAAGAUGAAUGAUCUUCUUAAUACUCUUCUCAACACUAGAAGAGAAUUCAGUGAAGGAUUAUAG